Messenger RNA from Cucurbita maxima (winter squash), 2885 nucleotides. Its product is annotated as pentatricopeptide repeat-containing protein At5g64320, mitochondrial-like. Bases 1196 to 2674 code for a protein of 492 amino acids. Gene Ontology annotation, molecular function: protein binding. The record is from RefSeq and is a predicted model, not a curated record. The transcript has a single exon. Lineage: Eukaryota; Viridiplantae; Streptophyta; Magnoliopsida; Cucurbitales; Cucurbitaceae.
CAUCAAUUGCCACUUUUACUCACGGUUGAUCCCAAAAUUGGGCCGAAAAAACUUUUUGACUCAACCAAAAGACUGGCCUAGUUAAGUCCUUUAGUAUCCAAUAAGCCAUCGAAGGAGAAUAAACAAGAUUCCUUGCUUGUUGCUCCCUAGCAAGCAAUAAAAAGAGAAUGUAGGCUAUUGGUCCAAAUAAAGGCACACUUAACUAAUGGGUUUAGCUUCUCGGUGGUUUAAUCAGUUUGCAUUGGGUCCUUGGUUUUUGUUGCUUUGGGUUCCUUAUUCCACACAGUCCCAGCCGAGGCCUUGAAAGAGACAAAAGAAACAAACUUUGGCUUUUGAGCUUCCCGCAUAAGAAAGAAAAAAUAAUAUAUACACAAGCAUCCAUUGGCAAUAUCUAGAAGAGAUGGCAGUGGUUAAGAAAUUUGGGGACGAACACAGCAACUUGUUGGACCAAUACGAGAGACUGAGCUUUGAGGCGCGACUAAACCAAGCGAUUCUGGGGCGGAGUCUUUCGGAGCCGAGGACGUUGAGGUCUCAACCGCAGCCGCAACUUAGUGCCUCAGGCUCAGUUCGGCUACCAUACUUGGCAACAACAAGUAGUAAUCAGCCCAGAAAAGGAGGCCGUGGAUCCACAUUCAACUUCAACAAGAUUAUCAAUAAGUUACUCAAACCCAUUUUGGGGAGAAAGAGAAAGAGUAGGGCAAAGAAGGAACUUCCAGAUUUCAGAAACCCCUUGUCUUGGAAAGCCCUCAGUAAAUCCAUGCGCCUUUGAUUUUUUCUCAAUGUUGUCAAUCUGCGUCCCCCUGCUUUCCUUGUCUAUUUUCUUGCAUCGGAACAGGAUACUCGAAUGUCAAUCAAUCAACUGAUUCAGUGAUUUUCAUUUGUAGUUGAAGUAAUUAACACUGGGAUAAUUAUUCUGUAUUCCUUUCUUUAUUAAGUUAUUUUAACCAACUUUCUCCUUCAAGAUUUUGGGCUGUUCUAGCUAUCAAUGCCAUGGAGCGGACUGGGCUCAAGUCAAGUCACUGGAGGCCCAAACAACUUCGUCUUUGAGUCCCCUCCGUUCUCCAAUCUCCCAAUUUCUGGAGAUACAGACCAAACCCAAUUUCACCCUGACGUGCACUCCAGCAACUUCAGCUUCCCAUCCAAUAAUCUCUGCAAAAACCGAUCUUUCCUUCCAUAGAAAUCCCAACAUAAACGAAUGCGUCUCGCCCUUCGCCCGUCUUUCCUCACAACUCUUCCGCUCUCUUCCACAGAUACGCCUUUCGGUGCCAACUUUAUCGAAGCAAAUGAUAGGCGUAGCGCGAAUAAACGACCCCAUUCCGUCUGUAAUGGCGGGUUUAGUUUCAAUCACCAUGUUCACGCCUCACCUUUCAAACUGGGGAUUCAGAUCCCCACUAGAAUGACCAUUCAAAAUGUUGCCGACAGAAUUAAAUCACUGCCAAUACCGUCGGAAGAAGGGACUGAAAUUUUCAUCAUGUCUCAGAAAAGUUGUGAGAUUCAGAACAUAUGUGAAUUCAAUGACCUGUUCAUGGAAUUCGUCUCAGAAGAUGAGCUCGAUCUUGCCCUAAAACUGUUAUCCAAUUUAACAUCUUAUGGUUUGGUCCCAAAUUCUAGAACAUUUUCCAUCAUGAUAAGGUGCUAUUGCAAGAAAGGAGAUUUAGAUAAUGCGGCUAGGGUUUUAGGCCAAAUGCUGGGAAGGGGUUGUAAUCCAAACGAUGCAACCAUCACAGUUCUCGUGAAUGCUUUCUGCAAAAGGGGUAAAAUGCAGAAAGCUUUAGAAAUGGUCGAGCUCGUGGGAAGGAAUGGACGCAAGCCAACGGUUCAGGCAUACAAUUGUUUGUUGAAAGGGCUAUGUUACGUUGGGAGAGUGGAAGAGGCAUGCGAAAUGGUGACGGAAAUGAAGAAGGAUAGCUUGAUACCUGAUAUUUACACGUACACGGCUCUCAUGGAUGGCUUGUGUAAGGUAGGCCGAUCAGACGAGGCAAUGGAAUUGCUCAGUGAAGCUGAGGGAAAUGGUGUUAAACCAAGUGUAGUUACUUUCAACACCCUCUUCAAUGGCUACUGCAAGGAGGGCAGGCCAUUGGAUGGGAUCCGUGUGUUGAAGAAAAUGAAGCAAAUGAACUGCACGCCCGAUCGCAUUAGUUAUAGCACUCUGCUGCACGGGCUGAUAAAAUGGGGUAAAAUCCGAACAGCCUUGAGGACAUACAAGGAAAUGGUUAGCUCAGGCCACAGCAUCGAAGAAAAAAUGAUGAAUACCUUCAUGAGAGCGUUAUGCAGGAGAACCUGGAAAGAAAAGGACCUAUUGGAAGAUGCCCAUCAAGUGUUCGAGAAAAUGAAGAACGAAUUUCAAGUUAUUGAUCGGAGUACAUAUGGCCUGCUGAUCCAAGCACUCUGUUCAGGAAACAGGACUUCUGAGGCUUUGGCAAAUUUGCAUCAUAUGAUUGGAAAAGGGUACUCUCCAUGGGCGAUUACCAUCGACGUUAUGGUUCAAGCGCUUUGUCACAGCGGAAGCGCCAGUGAAGCAUUGUGUGUUUUGGGGCAUGGAAUCCGUUUCAGCAGAAUUUCCUUUGACCUGAUUAUCGAGGAGCUAAAUGAAGAAGGAAUGUGGCUUAGUGCUUGUAGCGUAUAUGGCCUGGCUUUGAAACGAGGUAUUAAACCCACGAAGAGGCCUCGGUAACGAAACGUACUCAUGAGAAAUGCUCCUGCCACGAGCGGGCGUGCAGUUAAGCCCAAAUAUACAUAUUAAUUUUAUCAAAGAAAACUGAUGAGCCACAGUAACCAUGUUAUUCCAGAAUUUAAUUUUAACAAUUCCUGCCAAUGAGUGAUUUAGUUUUGGCAUACUUUCAGAUACAAGCUAACUGCUUCACAUAGGUUCAUCCUUUGCUAAA